Messenger RNA from Paramormyrops kingsleyae, 2260 nucleotides. It is a transcript of the gene ccdc166, whose product is annotated as coiled-coil domain containing 166. The record is from RefSeq and is a predicted model, not a curated record. NCBI's taxonomy places the organism in Eukaryota, Metazoa, Chordata, Actinopteri, Osteoglossiformes, Mormyridae.
GGAGCGGGGGGGUGGCUUACUGGGCUUAAGCCCGGGUUGUUGUUUCAGAAGCCCAGGGUCUUUUGGAGUGUAAUUUAUUUCAUAGUUAGAUGCCUGACUGACAUCUGUAUAAAACAAAAACUACACACAAUAUUCGAAGCACAUAGCGCACAGUCGUAAAUUCCCCAUAAUUUUGGUAUGAUCCGAGCUCAGGCACUAGGCGACUGAGCACAGCACUUACGCAUGUGAGCGAGGGGGGAGAAGCUGCUGCCUGCGAAUUUGCUGUAGGAGAAGUGCAGACAGGCAGACAGAGGAGAGCUUAAGUUUGACCAGGGUCACCGACUCCCAGCGAGGAUCUCAGCAAUGAGUAAAGGACAGGCGGCCGGGGACCUUCCCACCGGGGCAGGUUCUGCAGGAGGGGCGGUGCAGGCUGGAUCGGAUCAGGACGGCUUCCAGCAGCGACACUAUGAUACGCUGACUGACACGUGGAACCAGCUGAAGAGGAGAGCAGAGAUGCUCAGACGUGAGAACGAGUGGCUGAAAAAAGAGACUGAACAAACGACCACGGAGAGUCAAGAGUAUGUGAGCUUCGUGUCCAGAAAGACAGAGAUACUUCAAAGUGCCAUCGAGGCCCUAAAGGAGCAGAACCGGCAGGAGGUGGAGAGGCUGAGGAAGCAGAGGGAGGCGGAGCUGCAGAAGCACACAGAGAAGGUCAACGAGUUAAAGAGGAGAAUCCUGGAGAAGGAGUCUGAAAUAUGUCACCUGAAAGCUGAGAUUGCAGAGCUCAGUGAGUUUAAGAACCAGCAUCAGCAACAACAGCUUGGCCGCAUUUCGGAGCUACAGGGACAGCUGGAGGCCAUGUACGGCAGCCACGCCGUGGAGGUGCGUGUCCAGAUGGCCGACUGCCGCAAUAAGAAGGCAGAAUAUGAGAAGCAGGCCAGGCAGGCGGUGGAGGUCUUCACCCGCGCUGCCAAUAGGGAGGCAGUUCGAUCCAUGAUGGCCCAAAUGCAGCAGGUAUCCCAAGAAAACCAGAGCCUGCAGGGGGAGCUGCAGCAGUUGAUUCAGAGGACACACGCACUGCGCUCCCGCCGGGAUCAACUGCAGGCACGCAGGCAGCAGCUCCUGCUGGAGAAAGAGUAUGCGCAGGUGGUGCGCAGGCAGAGGGCACGGCCAGAAGAGGGCAGCGAUGUGCCACCAGGUCAAUAAUGCCGCUCAGGGAAAAAGGCACAGAGGCUUAGAGGACAGGCCUGCAGACAGACUCUCACACAGUGCAAACAGGCUGGCAGUACGCGCUGACAAGUACGCAUUCAGAUACAGUCACCCACGCCGCCCCCUGCACCUGUCCUCAAAGCAGUCUAAUAAAACAUCAAUGAAAGCUAUAUGGAGAGGCUUUUUAGCAGGUCAAAGCCAGGUUCACUGUACAGUGAGGACCCAGUGAAUUCAUAAUGGUCCCAUAUAAUGCGGGUGACACAGCUGGGUCCCUCUAGCCCUCAUCGCUCUGCAGUCCGGACACAUACAGGUCUGUGGGUGGAGAUGGCAGCCUCUUCCAAGCGUGUUAUAUUACUUCACACAACCCACGGAGUGAAAACGGGCGGGUGUCUGAUGGCACACAAACACUCUGGUCUGUGUGCAUUCUGCGUCUGGGAGGAGAUGCGCCUGAAAAUAAGACCGCUGCCUGAUCCAAACUGGGGAGAAAUGGAUGAAAAGUUUGCUUUAAAGAAAACAGCCAAAAAUAUAAUACAGGCAAGGUUCUGUCUUUAAAUAUAUAUGUAUCUGUAGUACACACUUCAGCCCAGCAGAGGGCAGGGCAACAUACACCAGAUAUCAGUAAGAGGUAGUUUAUUAGUCUUUAGAACAAGGAUGAAAACAGCAUUCACACAGUCAUCCACAUAUACACAGUAUUUUUACAUAUUUACAUUUUAUUAUAUAAAUUAUAAAAAUAAAACUGAUGUAAAUUAACUUUAAACUUUCAUUCGUACAAAUGACAUGAAAGGAGAAGGUAACGACUGGGGAAAUUUGACGUAUUUAUUCUCAAUGGAAACAUUAUUUUCAAAAAUAAGCAUUUCUUUGUACAUGUCAGAAUAAUUUAACAAAUGCUUUAAAAUGGUCCCCUCUGUAAAAUAACCAAGGUUCCAGGUCCUGAGGUGCAGAGAGGACCUUGUCCAGUGUCCAGGCUCAGUACGCACAAGAUUCUACUGAAGACCUGUUGUCCACGAGCUCCUGAUAAUCUGACAUCCUGCACCUCUGUCAGCAAUAAUAAAUAAAGAUAAUAUAAAAAGAA